Molecule: messenger RNA, 4312 nt
Organism: Andrographis paniculata
Lineage: Eukaryota; Viridiplantae; Streptophyta; Magnoliopsida; Lamiales; Acanthaceae
Product: coatomer subunit alpha-1-like
Exons: 3
Coding region: 211-3861 (1216 amino acids)
Biological process (GO): endoplasmic reticulum to Golgi vesicle-mediated transport; retrograde vesicle-mediated transport, Golgi to endoplasmic reticulum; intracellular protein transport
Cellular component (GO): COPI vesicle coat
Molecular function (GO): protein binding; structural molecule activity
Source: RefSeq, a predicted model, not a curated record
GGGUCGGAUCCAAGAAAUCGCGCAGACCAACCGGCAGGAGGUGCCAAGAAAUCGACACAAUCGCAGAGAAAUUCUCAGAUCUCAUAAGUAUAACUGGGCUGGGAUCUCGAAUUGCGAUUGGGGUUUGGAAUUUUUUCUUUUUUUAAGAACUGGAUUGGCGUCUGCGAAUUUUGUUUUGAUUGAUUGUAGCGGGAGAAGGGGAUUGGGGAAAUGUUGACCAAGUUUGAGACGAAGAGCAAUAGAGUGAAAGGAUUGAGCUUCCACAGCAAGCGGCCAUGGAUCCUGGCGAGUCUUCACAGCGGCGUGAUCCAGCUCUGGGACUAUCGGAUGGGCACUCUCAUUGAUCGAUUCGAUGAGCACGACGGCCCCGUUCGGGGUGUUCAUUUUCACAAGUCGCAGCCGCUCUUCGUUUCGGGAGGUGAUGAUUACAAAAUCAAGGUGUGGAACUAUAAAUUGCACCGAUGUUUAUUUACACUUCUUGGUCAUCUUGAUUAUAUUCGGACGGUUCAGUUCCAUCACGAGUCUCCCUGGAUAGUAAGUGCAAGUGAUGAUCAGACGAUUAGAAUUUGGAAUUGGCAAUCACGUACUUGCAUUUCUGUCUUAACGGGGCACAAUCAUUAUGUUAUGUCUGCUUCAUUUCACCCGAAAGAAGACUUGGUUGUGUCUGCUUCGCUGGAUCAGACUGUCCGUGUCUGGGACAUUGGUUCGCUGAAAAAGAAAACAGUAUCCCCUGCUGAUGAUAUUCUGCGAUUGUCUCAAUUGAACUCGGAUCUCUUUGGUGGGGUUGAUGCUGUUGUGAAGUAUGUCUUGGAGGGCCACGACCGGGGGGUUAACUGGGCUUCUUUUCAUCCGACACUUCCUCUAAUUGUUUCUGGAGCUGAUGACCGCCAAGUGAAAAUUUGGCGUAUGAACGAUACAAAGGCUUGGGAGGUGGACACAUUGAGAGGACAUAUGAACAACGUUUCAUCCGUCUUGUUUCACGCAAAGCAGGACAUUAUUGUAUCGAACUCAGAAGAUAAGAGCAUCAGAGUUUGGGAUGCUACUAAGCGAACCGGAUUGCAGACUUUCCGCAGGGAGCACGACAGGUUCUGGAUCCUUUCAGCACACCCUGAGAUGAAUCUAUUGGCUGCUGGUCAUGACAGCGGCAUGAUUGUUUUCAAGCUGGAGAGAGAACGGCCGGCAUUUUGUGUCAGUGGCGAUUCAGUCUUCUAUGUGAAAGACCGGUUUCUUCGUGUAUUUGAGUUUCCAACUCAAAAAGACACUCAACUCGUACCUGUCCGUCGCCCGGGCUCCAAUGGUCUGAAUCAAGGACUCCGAACACUUUCUUACAGCCCUUCUGAAAAUGCUGUUUUAGUUUGUUCUGAGGCUGACGGCGGUUCUUACGAACUCUACACCAUUCCCAAAGAUAGCUACGGCAGAGGCGACGCAGAGGCUAAAAAGGGCUCAGGAGCUUCAGCAAUUUUUGUGGCACGGAAUCGAUUUGCUGUUCUAGAGAAGACGAGCAACCAAGCACUCGUAAAGAAUCUGAAAAAUGAAAUCGUGAAGAAGAGCCUUCUCCCAAUUGCUACCGACGCUAUAUUCUACGCGGGAACUGGAAAUCUGCUUUGUCGAGCUGAGGACAGGGUCGUCAUUUUCGAUCUCCAGCAAAGGAUCAUCCUCGGGGAUCUUCAGACCCCUUUUGUAAGAUACGUAGUUUGGUCUCAUGACAUGGAAAGCGUUGCCUUACUGAGCAAGCAUUCAAUUGUCAUUGCGGAUAAAAAGCUCGUGCACCGGAGCACAAUUCACGAGACUAUUCGUGUCAAGAGUGGCGCGUGGGAUGAUAACGGCGUUUUUAUCUACACCACGUUGACGCACAUCAAAUACUGUCUUCCGAACGGGGAUAACGGAAUCGUCAAGACUCUGGAUGUUCCCGUAUAUAUUACAAAAAUAUAUGGGAACACGAUCUUUUGCCUGGAUAGGGACGGGAAGAACCUUCCUAUUAUUAUCGACGCAACUGAGUAUAUCUUCAAGCUAUCGUUACUGAGGAAGAGAUACGAUCAAGUCAUGGCGAUGAUUAAAAAUGCAGACUUAUGCGGGCAGGCUAUGAUCGCGUAUCUGCAGCAGAAGGGCUUCCCUCAAGUCGCGCUGCACUUUGUGAAGGAUGAACGAACUCGCUUCAACUUAGCUCUUGAAAGCGGUAACAUCGAGAAAGCCCUUGAAUGUGCUAAGAAAAUCGACGACAAUGAUUACUGGUACAGGCUAGGCGUGGAGGCUCUCCGGCAGGGGAAUACGGGGAUAGUCGAAUAUGCGUAUCAGAAAACGAAGAACUUCGAGAGGCUCUCGUUUCAUUACCUGAUAACCGGUAAUCUCGACAAAUUGUCGAAGAUGAUGAAGAUUGCCGAGGUGAAAAAUGACAUUAUGGGACAGUUUCAUGACGCACUCUAUCUUGGCGAUGUCCGCGAGCGCGUAAAGAUUCUUGAGAAUUCCGGCCACUUACCCCUGGCUUAUAUCACGGCUGCUAUCCACGGCCUUAACGAUAUCUCCGAUCGAUUGGCUGCUGAACUCGGCGAUAAUGUUCCGUCUGUGCCGGAGGGGAGGAAAGCUUCUCUGUUGAUUCCUCCAACUCCGGUGCUCUGCGCCGGAGAUUGGCCGUUGCUGAUGGUAAGUAAAGGGAUAUUCGAGGGCACCCUUGAUGACACCGGAAAAGGAGAGCACGAGUAUUACGAAGAGGCUGCCGACGCCGACUGGGGAGAGUCGUUGGAUAUCGGUGAAGUUGACACCUUGCAGAACGGCGAUAUCGGUAUACCUGUGGGCGAUGUCGACGUGCCCGACGAGAACGAUGAGGAGGGUGGGUGGGAUCUCGAGGAUCUCGACCUGCCGCCGGAUUCCGAAACGCCAAAGACAUCGACGAAAACGAGCUCAGCCGUGUUCGCCGUUCCCACCCCGGGUAUGCCCGUCAGUCAGAUUUGGGUUCAAAAAUCGUCUCUCGCUGCCGAACAUGCCGCAGCCGGAAACUUCGACACGGCGAUGCGUUUGCUGACUCGUCAGCUGGGUAUACGCAACUUCGUGCCGUUGAAGACGCAGUUCAUCGAUCUGCACCUCGGCAGCCACAGUUACUUGGCUGCCUUCACGUCUGCGCCGGUGAUCUCAUUAGCGGUCGAGAGAGGUUGGACCGAGUCAACGAGCCCGAACGUGCGAGGUCCGCCGUCGCUCGUCUACAACUUCUCGCAGCUGGAGGAGAAAGUCAAGGCCGGAUACAAGGCGACGACUGCCGGAAAAUUCUCCGAUGCCCUUAAACACUUCCUGUCGAUUCUUCACACCGUUCCGCUUAUCGUCGUCGAGACGCGCCGGGAGGUCGAUGAAGUCAAAGAACUGAUCGUCAUCGCGAAAGAAUACGUCCUCGGAUUGCAGAUGGAGCUGAAGCGACGGGAACUGAAAGACGAUCCCGAUCGCCAGCAGGAGCUCGCGGCGUACUUCACCCAUUGUAACCUCCAGCUUCCCCACACGAGGCUCGUCUUGAAGAAUGCCAUGGUCGCCUGCUUCAACGCGAAGAACCUCAGCACGGCGGCCAAUUUUGCACGGAGGCUUUUGGAGACGAAUCCGAGCAACGAGAAUCAGGCAAAGACGGCUCGGCAAGUCCUGCAGGCUGCGGAGAAGAAUAUGAAGGACGCGACCCAACUGAACUACGAUUUCAGAAACCCAUUCGUCGUAUGCGGGGCGACGUAUGUCCCGAUUUACCGUGGCCAGAAAGACGUUACGUGCCCCUACUGCACCACGCAUUUUGUCCCGGCCCAGCAAGGGCAGCUCUGCGCCGUGUGCGAUCUGGCGGUGAUCGGAUCCGAUGCUUCGGGAUUGCUCUGCUCUCCAUCCCAGAUAAGAUGAUCGAUUCGAUUUGAUUCGAUUCGAUUCGGGUUUGUGAUACACUAGUUGUCUGUUUGUUUUUGUGUUUGUGGCUCUCAAUUGCAGAUGAGUUUGGGACGACGACGCCAUGGAUGGAUCAAGGGUAAGAAUUCAUCCGUACAGAAGUACUUGCUUCAAUUCUUCUUCAUUGACACAUACUAAUCUUAUCCUUAUGAUUUUCUACAGUUUUUUGUUGUGACAAAUUAAGUUGUGUUAAGAUUUUAAUCCAAACUGGCUUGGUUGGAUAUAUAUAUAUAUAUAUAUUGAUAUUGUGGGAAAUUAUGUUCCCUUUUUGCAUAUGUGACACUGUUUUGGACUAUAGUUGUUAUGUUUUCUUGCAGGUGCAUGUAAUAGACAUUAUUAUCAUUUUCCUACACAUAUAUCACAAUACUUGUCGAUGACACUUGCUAUCAUUGUUUAUAUUUUACAAGUU